AUGGCCGCUAAUUACGAAUCUCAGGCUUCUACCAACUACAAGGAGGCUUUCUCUCUGUUUGACAAGCGAGGCAAUGGCCGCGUCACUCUGGAUAGCUUAGGAGACCUCCUGCGCGCAUGUGGACAGAACCCGACAUUGGCAGAAAUUAGGGACCUGGAGAAGAAUGUCGGUGGCGAAUUCGACUUUGAGACAUUCCAGCGCGUACUGAACCGACCUGGCGGUUUCCGCGACCCGGGCGAGCCUGACGAGUACUGCCGAGGAUUCCAAGUUUUCGACAAGGACAUGACGGGCUUCAUUGGAGUCGGACAGCUCAAGUACAUCUUGACGAAUCUCGGCGAGAAGAUGACGGACGAGGAGGUGGACGAGCUUCUCAAGGCAGUCGACACGAGUUCCGGACAGGUCAACUACACUGAGCUUGUCCGAACCAUCUUGGCUAACUAG
Pestalotiopsis fici W106-1 is the source of this 441-nucleotide messenger RNA. RefSeq names its product Myosin regulatory light chain cdc4. Bases 1 to 441 code for a protein of 146 amino acids. Gene Ontology annotation, cellular component: myosin II complex. Gene Ontology annotation, molecular function: calcium ion binding. The transcript has 2 exons. The record is from RefSeq and is a predicted model, not a curated record. NCBI's taxonomy places the organism in Eukaryota, Fungi, Ascomycota, Sordariomycetes, Amphisphaeriales, Sporocadaceae. Gene Ontology annotation, biological process: mitotic actomyosin contractile ring assembly.